Messenger RNA from Venturia canescens, 2193 nucleotides. RefSeq lists its product as uncharacterized. The transcript has 4 exons. Lineage: Eukaryota; Metazoa; Arthropoda; Insecta; Hymenoptera; Ichneumonidae. The record is from RefSeq and is a predicted model, not a curated record. The coding region runs from base 57 to 941 and encodes 294 amino acids.
AGUACUAACUGCGAGUCUCAGUAUUCUGCGAUCCUCGAACCUGUGACGUGGGUGCGAUGCCGUUGAAAUUUGUUUCGAGUCAAAAGGGAAACCCCUUGUUGAUCUUGCACGGUCACAUUUAUAACCUCGUUCACGAGGGUCAAGUGUGCACGUGGCGGUGUACACAAUAUCGUGCAAGUGCGUGUGGUGGACGCGUCCAUACCGAUUCAAGAUCACGAUCCGGCAAAGUCUUGGAUGAGUCUGUGCAUAAUCACCCGCCUAGUUUCUCCGGCCAGAAGGCCCAGACAUCGUUCAAAAGUGUGUACGCGGCCGGUGCGGCAGCAAUACCGAAGACGCCUAUGCGAGCGAUGCAGCGAACAAGAACACGGCCCAAUUCGUACGUGAAGAGGUCCUCAUCAGUUGUCGACAGAGUGCGACUGCCAGAAAAACGAACUACUCUUGGCGAUAAUGUGGAGUGGAAUUGUCAAAACAGGCUCAACUUGGGAGGGGUUAAUCAGCAAAAGGAAAAACUCGGAAAGAGUAUCGUAGAAACCGAUUUUGAAUCCAGUAUGAUUGUCCAGGGGGACAAUCUGGUGGAUCAUUUACCAGGGAAUACAGUACAGUCGGAUUCUACUUCAAUAAUAACGGUAAAAGAGGAAAAUAUGGAAGAGCAUACGAGAGAUUUUUUUUCCGACGUUUAUGAGCAACAUCCUCACGAUCAAAUUUUAUCCAAUGGUCGACAUUCAUUGAUCGAUGAGAGGAUCUCUUCUAGUGGCAUAAAUAUAGAGGAAAUCCAGGAUGAAAAACAAUUGCGCCUGAUAGAACGUCGCGAAGCAAUUUGGCAACAGCGGGAACUACACGCAAUAAAAUUGAAGAUUGCUGAAGCUGAAGAAAAAAUUGUUUCCCUAAAACUUUCGAGUGCAAAGCUUUUGCAUAGUUUAGAACGAGCAGCAAAAGCAUAGUUCAAAACCCUUUGAGAUUAAUUCCAUUCUUUUUUUUUUAUUGAGUUUUAUGACUGCCCUACACAUAAUGGUGAAUUGUUAGAACUGUUUUUCCAGUAAGAAAACAUUUUUUUACCCGUUACAUGAUUGCGUAUUUCCUUCAAUUUUGACUCAUCCCUUAGAAUGUAAAUAAUUUUCAGAUUUUUUUCCGAUUCUAGUAUUGCGAAGUUAUUGAAAGAUGUAUAAAAUUAAUCAUUGUUUUGAAAACAUCCGACAUUUUUUGUCGUGUAAAAUAAAUUCUCAUGUGAAUGGUUUCUGUUUAAUAGAAGCUUUAAUAAAAGCAAGAAUCGCAGCUAUUUUUAAGGGUUCUACCCUAAAUAGACGGGCAAAAAAGCCUGCUUUCACGAAUUUUUUUGAUCGGUAUAAAUUAUAAAUAUGGAUAUAAAAAAUGUUAGGCCCAAAAAAUACACUCUUGAAAUACAAAAACAAAUUUUUACAUUUACUUUACUCAGUUUUUGUACAGAAAAAUAGGGGAGAUGAAAUGGCGGCCACUUUUCUAAAAACUACGAAAAAGCUCGUUUUUUUAAUCGUUUUUUACAAAAAUACAAUAGUUCGGCUCAAAAUUUCACAAUUCGUAUAAUGUGCGCUGUAGCUAUAGCCACAAAAAACAUGUAAAAUUUUGGUACGGAACCGUUGAAUAGUUUUGGAGAUUUUAUCAACAAGCUGUUCGAAAACAUAAUUUUGCGGAAAACGCGUUUAAACAAAGGCAGGUACGCGGUAUCGCACUGGGCGGUGCGUAUAUUGGCGCGCUCAGACAGCCAAGUAAACAUCGCUCAAAAGUACACUUAGACUGCUCAGAUUUUUAUAAAAUUUCAGUAUGAUACUUUGAAAUAUGUAUCCCUUCGAAAAAUUCAAUAAGAAAAAAUCAAUUUAAAAAAAAUUCUUAUUAGGGUAGACUCCUUAAUGCCCGUUUUCUCCAACGUUAAUCUGAGUUUAAACUCUGUUCAUCCUAUUUCGAAACUAUAUUAAAAAAAUUGAACUGAGUUUGAACUGCGUCGGAGAAAACGGACAUAAGUUGAUCAGAUGCAAGAGUGUCAUAUAGUUGAAAAAUCGUUACACAAUUUACUCGGAUAACCUUGAUUUUCGAAAAAAAUAAAAGUACUGAACAACUCAUAGGUCACCUUAUUAUGUUUUUUUGUUAAAUCAUUCUAUAUCACAAAAAAAAUGUAUCUUGGAGUUGGACUGUUGAAUAAACAAAUAGGGUCAAAAUUCA